Messenger RNA from Lolium perenne, 1581 nucleotides. Its product is annotated as transcription factor IBH1. The record is from RefSeq and is a predicted model, not a curated record. NCBI's taxonomy places the organism in Eukaryota, Viridiplantae, Streptophyta, Magnoliopsida, Poales, Poaceae. Gene Ontology annotation, biological process: regulation of DNA-templated transcription.
UGAAGAAGAACAUUUCUUUUGAUGAAAUGGCUUUUGUCUGUGGUUGUCAACUGGGUUUUAUAAGACACACGCACCGGCCGGAUCGGAUCCUCCUGCCUGCCCAGGACAAUUUGUGUCAGAGCCGUGUUUCUCGGGCUCCAAUAGUACUUUCUCCCUCCACAAGAUCACAACACAGCACCUUGCGCGCUUUGUGUCAGAGACCAAAUCUUGCUCCUUCCUUCUCCCUCCCCCACCCUACCCUAUCAUCACCAUCAUCCUCCAACCUGAACCCAUUCCUCUCCUGCCUUUUAAGCCACGCUCCCCCACACCCCCGCCUACGCCUCCUCUCCUCUCCUCCAUCUCUUCGUCGAUCUUCGGCAGUUCGGCUUCUCGCUGCGAGGUUGAGGGUGCGCCGGCCGGCUGUUUCAUGGACGCAAAGGGCGCGCCUUUACCCACCCAGCCGAGCCCUAACCCUAGCCGGCUCGCCAGCGGCAGCGCCUCCGCCGCCGACGCGCCCAAGCCCAUGCUGGCGUUCCACUUCCUGCGCGCGCUCUCCCGCGUGCACGCCGGCCCGGCCAGGCGCCGCACGCGCACCAUCAGCCGCGCCGCCUACUCCUCCAUGGCGCGCGCCGCCGGCCCUCGCCGGGCCUGGAGCCGCGCGCUGCUGCGCCAGGCCCAGGCGCGCAGAUCCGCCACGUUGGCGUCCAGGCGGACCGCCGUGCUCGUGCGGAGGCGCGUCGCCGCCGGACCGGCGCCGCCGCUUGCGCUGCCGCGCCUCACCGGCAGGAGCAGCGGCAGCAGCGGAGAGACUUCCGCGGCUCGGGCGGCGCUCCUCCCGCCUCCGUCCCCGGCGCCGAGGCAGGCGGGCGAGCCGGCCAGGAGCGACGCGCUGCGGCGGCUCGUCCCGGGCGGCGCCGGGAUGGAGUACUGCAGCCUGCUGGAGGAGACCGCCGACUACGUGCGCUGCCUCCGCGCGCAGGUGCAGCUCAUGCAGGGACUCGCCGACCUCUUCUCAUGCCAAUGAUCCAUCCGAGUAAUCCUAAAUUAUUCCCUUCUCCUUGCGCAACACCAUCACCCUAUUGAUCGAUUGAUCGAUGCUGGGUCAUAUCGACCGAUCGUUGAUCGAUCGAUCUCGUGUGCUAGCUCAUGCGACAAGCUAGAGAGGAUCGAUUCAUCUCGGCCGGUGCAUGCUGUACGCGUGCAUCUUGAUUCAUCAAGAUGGAGGAUUACUCGCAGGCAGGCCGGCCGGGAGAAAUUAGGUGGAGGAGGAGACUGGCCGAGUAUACGUGCUCAGUUGGUAAGGUUAUUGUUGUUACUAGUAGGUGAGCAAAUAGUGGGUAUAUGCAUUUGUAUAGCUUGGGUACACAUUGGAACCACACCAAGGAACACAUAGGAAGGUAAUUAAUUGUAACAUAUAAAGAGAAGAAUCGAUAUGGAGUUACAUACUACUGUGAUUAAUUAGUAAAUUUUUCUGCAUAUAUAUGAGUUCCUGGUUGUCUUGAACUAUAUAUGAUGAUACCAUGGCAUGUGCAAUCUUGUAGCUACACAUGUAGGUUAUGGAGCAUAUAUAUACAAAUACACUUCCCUAUAUGUUCCUUUUCC